AUGACAUUUACACAACUUCUAACACAAGAAGAAAUAAGCAAUGUGCAAAAAGCUUCACUUGUUUCAAAUACUGAACAAAAUACUUCUAAAUGGUUAAGAGUUGUUGAUCAUUUUAACAAAAGUUGUGGAAUAACUAAUUCUAUUGAACAAAUAGAUCCUUUAAAAGAUUUAGAAAAUUAUCUUUGUCAAUUUAUUACAUGGUUGCAAAAAGAAGAUAGUUCUGAUUAUAAGCUUUGCUUAAGGCAGGAAAUCAAAUCAGUUGUCAUAAAAAUUUCUGGUUUUUGCGUGGUUAUUACUGGGUUAGAAAAUACUAUUCAUCACGCUAAUAAUUUCAUUUUUAGUAUUUGUUAUUUGAUAGAUGUUAAAACACGUGUACGUGUAAUUGAUGUAUUUGCUACGCCUCAAAGUGGUACAGGCGUUUCCGUAGAAGCGGUCGAUCCCAAAAUGUUGGAUAUGUUGAAGCAAACUGGACGACCCGAAAUGGUG
This is a messenger RNA of Funneliformis mosseae, 486 nucleotides long. The record is from the annotation of a GenBank genome assembly. Lineage: Eukaryota; Fungi; Glomeromycota; Glomeromycetes; Glomerales; Glomeraceae.